Molecule: messenger RNA, 483 nt
Organism: Pneumocystis jirovecii RU7
Lineage: Eukaryota; Fungi; Ascomycota; Pneumocystomycetes; Pneumocystales; Pneumocystaceae
Product: U6 snRNA-associated Sm-like protein LSm6
Exons: 4
Coding region: 1-483 (160 amino acids)
Biological process (GO): mRNA splicing, via spliceosome; maturation of SSU-rRNA
Cellular component (GO): nucleolus; sno(s)RNA-containing ribonucleoprotein complex; U4/U6 x U5 tri-snRNP complex
Molecular function (GO): RNA binding
Source: RefSeq, a predicted model, not a curated record
AUGCAUGCCAACGGGCGCUCUGCCUAUGUGUGCACUGUGCUAUAUAUAUAUACAUGCUGUGCAACUCUGUGUUUGUACACAGUGGACACCGGGCUGUAUGCAUAUGCCGGCUGCUGCCGGGCACGCCUGUGCGCUGUGCGUGCGGCAGUCUGCCGUGCCGAGGCGCCAGCCGGGCGCAGCGCUCCGCAUGGAGCGCACAGAGAGCGAUGCGCCGUCGGCGUUUCUGCAGCACAUUGUGGGCCGCCGUGUUCGCGUGCGUCUCAACUCGGGCAUCGACUACAAAGGUGGGGCAGCGCGGUGCGGCUUAGGGCUGACAGUGCAGGCGUCCUCUCGUGUCUCGACGGAUGUAUGAAUGUAGCGCUUGAAGACUGCCGUGAGUAUGUGCAGGGCGACCUCAAGAACGAGUAUGGCGAUGCAUUUAUUCGCGGCAACAAUGUCCUGUACAUUGCGGCCGACGUGUGUGGCGAUCGCGCGGCAGUCUGA